AUGUCUCAACAACCGUCUCAAUCAUGGAAUUAUCAACAAUACGAAGAAUCAGGACAACGACAGCAGCAACGUCACACUGCCUCAUCUGUGACUGAUCAAGCAUACUAUUGGGAUGGCUCAAAGUAUGUGUAUUAUCAAAAUUUACAAGCAGGGCUACAGUUUCGACAAGGCCAAUCAUUGCUCAACCAUUCACGAUUACCCACUGGUAUGUUUACCUCUGGUGGUCUGCCAACGGAUUCUAUUUCGCAAUCAACAAACGUACCACAAAUGCCAACAUAUAUAGGCAAUCCGAGUCAGCAACCGAGCGACGUUCUGCUUCCGCAACAAAACCUGUUUACACAGCAGCAGCAAUAUCAACAACAAUCGUUGUCCCAGUAUUCGAGACAGCCGACGCAAUCUCAACGGGAACUGGUUCGACAGAAUUCGGUCCAAAAUAUGGUUGGAGUCGUUCCGGUCGAACCAUUAGAUUAUACUCAAUCGCAGAUCUAUCCAACAGAGAUUAUUCCACAUCUAUUUUCGUCACAAUCAAACAUUCAGCAAACAUCCCUACUAGAAGACAACGUCGGUCAAUUGGGGAAUGGGCGUUUACGUCAAUUUUCUCGGAUGGAAACCGAUGAGCAAUCUACGCAAUCUAUAGCUAUUG
Messenger RNA from Paraglomus occultum, 643 nucleotides. NCBI's taxonomy places the organism in Eukaryota, Fungi, Glomeromycota, Glomeromycetes, Paraglomerales, Paraglomeraceae. The record is from the annotation of a GenBank genome assembly.